AUGGCUCAACAAUCUGUUCUUAUGCUGGGCGCUGGGUUCGUUACCCGCCCCACGCUCGAUGUCCUCACUGAUGCUGGCGUUCACGUCACGGUUGCCUGCCGUACUCUCGAGUCGGCCAAGAAGCUCGUCGAGGGAGUCAAGAACGCCACGCCCAUCACGCUCGACGUGACGGACGAAAAGGCUCUGGACGCCGAGGUGGCCAAGCACGACGUCAUCAUCAGCCUGAUCCCGUACACCUUCCACGCGACCGUCAUCAAGUCUGCGAUUCGCAACAAGAAGAACGUGGUGACGACGAGCUACGUGUCGCCGGCCAUGAUGGAGCUGGACCAGCAGUGCAAGGACGCGGGCAUCACGGUCAUGAACGAGAUCGGCGUGGACCCGGGCGUGGACCACCUGGGUGCCGUGAGCGUCAUCGACGCGGUGCACAAGGCGGGCGGCAAGAUCAAGAGCUUCCACUCGUUCUGUGGUGGGCUGUGCGCGCCCGAGUGCUCGGACAACCCGCUGGGCUACAAGUUCUCGUGGUCGCCGCGCGGCGUGCUGCUGGCCCUGCGCAACACGGCCAAGAUCUACCAGGACGGCAAGGUGGUGGAGAUCUCGUCCAAGGACCUGAUGGCCGCGGCCAAGCCGUACUUCAUCUACCCCGGCUUCGCCUUCGUCGGGUACCCCAACCGUGACUCGACGCCGUACCGGGAACGCUACAACAUCCCCGAGGCCGACACCAUCGUCCGCGGCACCCUGCGCUACCAGGGCUUCCCGCAGUUCAUCCGCGUCCUUGUCGAGAUCGGCUUCCUCGAGGACACCCCGGACGCCCUGCUCGACACCCCCGUCGCCUGGAAGGAGGCCACCAGGGCCAUCAUCGGCGCCCCCUCGUCCAGCGCCGCCGACCUCGAGGCCACCGUCUCCGCCAAGGCCACUUUCGACUCCCCCGAGGACAAGCAGCGCAUCCUCUCCGGUCUCCGCUGGUUCGGCCUCUUCUCCGACGAGAAGAUCACGCCUCGCGGCAACCCCCUCGACACCCUCUGCGCCACCCUCGAGCAGAAGAUGCAGUUCGAGGAGGGCGAGCGCGAUCUCAUCAUGCUCCAGCACAAGUUCGGCAUCGAGCACGCCGACGGCACCAAGGAGACCCGCACCUCGACCCUCGUCGAGUACGGCGACCCCAAGGGCUACUCCGCCAUGGCCAAGCUCGUCGGCAUCCCCUGUGCCGUCGCCGUCCAGCAGGUCCUCAACGGCACCCUGUCCAAGAAGGGCGUCCUGGCCCCCAUGACCACCGACAUCUGCGACCCCCUCAUCAAGGAGCUCAAGGAGAAGUACGGCAUCUUUAUGGUCGAGAAGACUGUCUCGUAA
Molecule: messenger RNA, 1344 nt
Organism: Geosmithia morbida
Lineage: Eukaryota; Fungi; Ascomycota; Sordariomycetes; Hypocreales; Bionectriaceae
Product: saccharopine dehydrogenase (NADP+, L-glutamate forming)
Exons: 3
Coding region: 1-1344 (447 amino acids)
Cellular component (GO): cytoplasm
Molecular function (GO): saccharopine dehydrogenase activity
Source: RefSeq, a predicted model, not a curated record